Molecule: messenger RNA, 1624 nt
Organism: Melitaea cinxia (Glanville fritillary)
Lineage: Eukaryota; Metazoa; Arthropoda; Insecta; Lepidoptera; Nymphalidae
Gene: Dak1
Product: UMP-CMP kinase
Exons: 1
Coding region: 79-702 (207 amino acids)
Biological process (GO): 'de novo' pyrimidine nucleobase biosynthetic process; UDP biosynthetic process; CDP biosynthetic process
Cellular component (GO): nucleus; cytoplasm
Molecular function (GO): UMP kinase activity; ATP binding
Source: RefSeq, a predicted model, not a curated record
AUCAAAUCGAACUCGUCAAGGUCGCAGCAGUGCGCAUGUUUUUAAACUUAAAAUAAUUUUAUUAAGUCUCAAAGAUUCAUGUGGAAUAGGUGUAUCCGACAGUUAUCGGAUUAUAUCACCAAAAUGUUGCCUGAAGUUGUAUUUGUUCUCGGAGCUCCCGGUGCCGGUAAAGGAACACAGUGUUCCCUAAUUUCCAAGGAAUUUGGUUUUGUACAUUUGUCUGCUGGCGAUUUAUUACGCGAGGAGCGCCAGAGGCCAGGUUCUGAGUAUGGUGAAAUGAUCGAGGAGAAGAUCCGGAACGGCGAAAUAGUUCCGGUCGAGGUUACAUGUUCGCUUAUACACAACGCUAUUCAAAAAUCAGGCAAGACAAGAUUUUUGAUAGACGGUUUUCCUCGAAAUAAAAAUAACUUAGAAGGAUGGGAGCGCGUCAUGUCUGAUAAAACUAAAUUACUUUUCGUGCUGUUCUUUGAGUGUUCGAGAGAUAUUUGUACGGAACGGUGUUUGAAGCGAGGCGCAGCGGGCAGCGGCCGCUCUGACGAUAACCUCGAAAGUCUCAAGAAAAGGUUUAACACGUAUCUUAAUGACACUAUGCCUAUAAUUAAUCAUUAUGACGAAAAAGGACUUGUACGUAGGGUCAAUGCUGAAGUGCCUCCAGAGGAAGUAUUCAAUGAUGUAAAGAAAGUUUUCAAAGAUUUAGAAUAAACCGCUAAUUAAAUUAUUAGACACAAUUUAAGUAAGUCAAGCACACGUAUGGUUCUUUAACUUCAAUAACAUUACGGGCCUGUUUCAUCAGUUGUGGAUAACCCAAUUUGACAGUUGACGAUAUCCAACAGUAAAAUUUUUGAUGUUUUAUUCUUUUCUACCAUCGAAUUCUACAGUUUUUGAGAUAUUAUUUUAAUCUUAAAGUUGCUGUUUAUUAAUUGAGGAGAAACAUGUCCUACUGGUUAUUUCUACCUCCUGCUGUCAAAAUCUAUUUUAUCAGUAUCCGUCGAAUAGCGUUACCUACAACUGAUGAAACAGGUCCUAAGUGCUAGUAUUCCUCUCUAAGAUAUAGUAAAGAUGUUAUUUAGUGGAAUUAUGUAAUAAAUCAUUCUAAAAGAGUAUUUUGAGUGUACUAGACAAUUAUAUAAAUUAUGAAUUGAAUCAAUGUAAUUAAAUUUUACUUUCAAGGUUUACACUGCGAUGUAUCAUAAGACCUUCACAAUAGCAUUGUAUUUUUUUGUAUACAGCAGAGGUCAUUUUAAAAGCUAUUUACCUGUUACUAUAAGUUUUAACAUUUCAAUUUAACUGUGCCAUAGAUUCAUUUUUAAAACGAGGCCAGAUAAUUUUUGAUGGGAAUCAGAUUAGAUAUACAAAUACAUUUAAUUUUUAUAAAGCUUCUACUUAUUUUGAAAGGAAUGUUAUCAUCGUUUGAUUGUGUAAUUGUUUAAAAUAUUUAAACAAAUUAAUUUUAUAAUAAAAUUGCAUUUACAGCUGAUGUUGAAAAUAAAGUGAAUGUUUGCCCAGCAAUAUUUAUUUAAUUAUAAUGUAGAGCUAAGUAAACAAAUGUGUAUAUGUAAAUAAAAACCAAAGUGAAUACAACCAAAAUUCAUGUGUUUUAUUAAAAAUAACUAUAUUUUAUUAA